This is a messenger RNA of Contarinia nasturtii (swede midge), 2450 nucleotides long. RefSeq names its product rac GTPase-activating protein 1-like. Bases 450 to 2333 code for a protein of 627 amino acids. Lineage: Eukaryota; Metazoa; Arthropoda; Insecta; Diptera; Cecidomyiidae. The record is from RefSeq and is a predicted model, not a curated record. Gene Ontology annotation, biological process: signal transduction. The transcript has 10 exons.
AUGGCGCGUAUAAAAUGAGUGAAAUAUUCGUGACGUAAAGUUGGUACGCCACAUGCAUUCAACUCAAAUGUGUUCAAAAUCAAAGGUGCAAUAUGAUGCGUGCAGUUAGAGUAUUGGAGUAGGCUUGCUUUCGGUUAGAGUUGGAUUGGUGAACGGAUAUAUAUCCAAAACAGAAAUAAUAGCCGUUCGUUUUGUUUAUAGACGAUGUGUUUUUUGUUUGAAUUGAAAUAAAUCGAAAAAAGUUGAUUCAAAAAAAAGUUUGAAAGAAAUAACUUCAAAUUUAUUAAAAAUAUAGUAUGAGACGCUCCGUGUAUAGAAUUCCAAUGCAUUGAAUGAUUAGUGUACAUGUGGAAAUAAUCUAAAAUUUUCUUAAAAUUGAAAACCAAAAGAAUUAAUUCGAUCCAUUUUGGUAAAUACGAAGUGAAAAAAAUAAUAAUAAUAAAAAAAGAAUGGAAAUAUCGUCGAUAGUAGCAAAUUUUGACGAAUUACAACGAUGUCAAGAUGUUUUGACAGAUGGUACAGCCGAAAUUGAAUUUCGUCGUUUCCUUCACAUCAUGGGUGAAAGUCGUAUGCAAUGGCAAGAAACAAUUGCCGAGGCGCAACGUUUACAAAAGGAGCUGGAUCGAUUACAAAGAAAAUACGAUGACUGUAUACAAGAGCGAUUGGAUUUUGAAACGAAAUUGUUCCAUGCUCGUCGAUUGCUUGAGGCCGAGAGCAAGGCAAAGCGCCAAUUGGAAGACAAACUCUCAACCGUGUGCGAUUUCUUGCAUACGGACCGAGGGCUAAACAAUAAUGUUCGUGACACAUUGGCAUCGUUGAAUAUGUCACACAAACGAGGAUCCAGAUCAAACCGAUACGAAGAUCGAUAUUGCAAUGAGAUCAAUUCAACUGGGUCGUUUUUGUCAGACUUAUCGAUGACUCAGUUCGAUGAUGAUUUUCUUGAAACGACAAAACCAUUUAAAAAGCAUUGUCCAUCAACGACAACAACAAACAUUUCAUUCGUAGAGUCGAAACAAAGGCGCCGCAGUGCCAGACGGAGCAUGGAUUUAUACAGCAAAAAAAACACAAGUAUAUUUGAUCUAGAUGAACCAGAUCAACUGAUAGCCACGGCUACAAUAACAAUACCACAAGAUAAUGGCCCGAUUGAGGCCGUUUCAAAAAUUGAGGCCGUUCCAAAUGCAGCGCUUUAUGAAAAAUUCCGAAAGAUUGAUACCGAAAAUCAAGCAAGUGAAAAUUAUCCCGAGAUUGUGACGACAACUCCAACGAAGCAAUCAAUUGGAUCAUCAACGUUAUCCAUUGCAUCGAAGCUAUCGAUUGACUCAAAGAAAACAUUUGAUUUGGCGAAAGAUUCGCCCGUGCCGAGUGCACCACCAUUGGAAGAGAUUACCAAUAGAAAUGAAAAGCUAUUGCCAAACAUACCAGCUCGCCAGCAUGAAUUCAAUAGUCGUACCAUUAUACGGUCGGAAUCAUGCGUCUAUUGUCUGAAAAAAUUACGUUUCGGAACAUCAGCUCUGAAAUGCCGUAUGUGUAGCAUAUAUCUUCACACCGACUGUAAGGCACACUAUACAAUCGCUUGUGUUCCGAAAAGUCAUGAUAAACACGGAAAACACGGUCAUAUAUCAGAUUAUGUUCCGGCUGAAAAUCCGAUGAUACCGCCACUUAUUGUGCAUUGCAUCAGCGAGGUGGAAUCGCGGGGUCUGUCGGAAAAGGGUAUUUAUCGUGUAUCUGGUUCAGAAAAGGAAAUCAAAUUACUCAAAGAACGAAUAUUACGUGGAAAAUCAACGCUGAAUUUAUCCACUGUUGACAUUCACGUAAUUUGCGGAUGCAUCAAAGACUUUUUACGUGGCUUACGAGAGCCGCUUAUUCCAUCGAAUCUCUGGAAAAACUUUUCGAAUGCCGUCCAAUCAAUCGAAGAGAAAAAGAUUGAACGACAACUCUAUAAUGCUAUUGACCUAUUACCGCAAGCCAAUCGCGAUACAUUGGCAUAUCUUAUCCUACAUUUGCAAAGAGUUGCCAAUUCAAAAACGGUGCAAAUGCCAAUCGAAAAUUUGGCAAAAAUUUUCGGUCCGACUGUAUUGGGAUAUUCAUGUUCAGACAUUGAUCACCAUGCUAUUUUAUCAGAGACAAUGGUACAAAAAGACGUAAUGGAAAACUUAUUAAAAAUUCCUGCCAAUUUCUGGGCUCGUUUUAUCAAUGCCGUAUCAACCAGAGCAGACAGUCAAAAAGCAGGAAAAUACUCAUUCUUCGGUACACCGAACGCUCGACUAUUGAAUAGCACGAUACGUAAAGAGCGAAAAAUCUUUACAACACCACCAUAUUCAUCAAGACGUUGAAAAUUUAUUUUUAAAUUGAAAAUUCAUAAUUGACUUCUACUAAAUUUAUUAGUAUUUAUACCAAAAAAGUAGUUUAUAAUGUGUUUGUAUUUAAAAUUAUUGAAAACAGUGAAUAAA